AUGCUACCUGCUCAUCGGCGAGUGGUCUCAUUGGCGAAUCGUAGUAUAUCCCAAUACCGAAUACAACGCACCGAUCGAAAUGCUUCAUCGUCUUCCUCUUCAUCCGAUCGACCACUCACCGGAUCAGCCAAACUAUUCGCUGACGCAUUGGAAGAAGAGACUGUAUCUAAAGCAUCAAGAGAUCAGUUAAUACAUUCUCAAGGCGAAAUCUGGACAGGAGACGAAUCAACCCAUGAUGCUGUAUUAAGAAUGUUAAUCGAUUCUAAUAAACCUUUAAGAACUCCAGGCGGUGUAAAACAUAAUUCAUCAGAUGAAAAAAUCAAAAAUUGGAUGAAACGUUUAGAUCUAAAACCUAUACCAGGAAAUGCAACAACUUCUUCCUCGAAUGACGACCCAAUAUCGUCAUCGUCCACACCAGAAAUUGAGGGACUCAAUCCUCAUAAAACGACAAUACCACCUCAUUUACAUAGACCAUGGCAUUCAACGUAUACGGGUGAAACCAAAUUGCAUAACACUACACCACAAGUCAAAUAUGGUACAUUCAUAAAGUCACGUAAAGACGGUGAUUCGUUGACCAAUUUGUUGGAGUUACAUUUACCUCCUGGAGCUGAUGGUAAAACCAGACAAAGAGUUAAAGAUGCUAGGAAAUCAGGUAGAACAAUUAGAAGAUUGGAUAAUGCUAGAGAAGGUGCAUUAGAUUACAAAUUAGGUUUGACGGAUGGAGAGGUCCUGGUAGAAGCUGGAGACGAAGAGGAUGGUGGAAACACGUUUAGAGGAAAUAGACAGGUCAAAGGAAGUAGUGUUUUGGGUGCAGGUAAAGGUAAUGCAAGCGGAAUGAGAGCUUGGGGUGGUUUAGUCGAAGAUAGGAUACAGCGUGCAAAAGAGGCCGGCUUCUUUAACGUGACUAAAGGGAAAGGGAAACCGAUACCCAAAGAUCCUGAAGCUGGUAACCCUCAUCUAGAAAUGGGCGAGCUUCUCAUGAAUCGAAUCGUCAAACGACAAGGAGCUCUCCCACCUUGGAUCGAACUACAACAUUCACUCGAUUCAACAUUAAACGCGUUCCGCUCGACUCUAAUAACAACUUAUACGACUCAACUAGUCCGUAAUGUUAUCUCCACGACCAGUUUAUUACCAUUACCGCCAUUACAUUCCAUACCUUCCUCAGAUGACGCUUGGGAAGCUCGAGAAUUCAAGUUCCAUCAAGAGAACAUCAAGCAGAUCAAUGAUUUGGUAAGAAGAAUGAACGCUCAAGCUCCUUCACCUGCACGAAGGAAUCUUCUCACUCUCGAAGGGGAACUGAAUAAGAUCCGUGGUGAUGUACUGAAGAACGAAGUUUGGAAUGAAAUCAAACGGAGAGCGGAAGACGCGGCUAGAAUUCCAGUAAACAAAUCCAGCUCAACAAUACCAUCUUUCCUGAUUGAUAGUGAAGGUUGGAAUGCGGUGAAGACAGCCACUAGAAGAUCUUUCGGUACCAUAGCAGGUCCUGUGACUGCUGUAAUUGGCAAGGGUAGAGUAGGAGGUAUUAUCAAUCCAUCCAGACGAACCCAAGGAGAUGGCGGAUCGAACGGGUCAUCAUCUGACGGCUCUCACAGUACUUCAGAUCCCAAACCACUCAGACUGUUCGUCAUGGCCGGCGUUGGAAUCGGUGCUAUUGUCUACUUCACUCGAAGGCCGGUACAUAAUGAUUCUGAAAGUCACAUCGAUCUCAUACCGUUACAUUCCCCUGAACCCAAAUCUCCUCCAUCUAGUGAUAUAGUCGCACAAUCACCUGCCGAACCACCUUUAACGCCACUUCGUGUAAUCCGAUUAUACGUCUUCGAACCUUUAGCAACGUUAUUCCGAUUCUUCCAUUUGGCAUUCUUGUUUGGACCUGUGAUAUUAUCCACUCCCAUGUUAUUAAUUGGCAAGCCAUCCAAAAGACGACGUAAUUCUGGAAAACCCGUAGUUGAAGAGGAGAAUUGGGGUGCAGUAUGGUGGUAUGGCUUUUUAGUCAAACAGAUGGAAAGAGCAGGACCAUCAUUCAUCAAACUAGGUCAAUGGGCGGCUUCAAGAGCUGAUCUAUUCCCAGCGGAGUUGUGCGACAAGAUGUCAAAGCUGCAUUCAAAUGGUAAACCCCAUUCAUUAAGGCACACCAAAAGAAUUUUGGAAAAAGCGUUCGGACUGAAUUUCGAUGAUAUCUUCGAAGAGUUCGAUGGCGAACCCAUUGGUUGUGGUGCAAUCGCACAAGUGUACAAAGCCAAAUUGAAAGCUACCGUAUUCACCGGUGGAACGGCAACAUCUUCAGUUGACAGAGAUCACAAUACUCAUACGGGAUCAGUCGCGAUUAAAGUUCUGCACCCCCGAGCGCGUAAAACGAUCCGAAGAGACAUAGCUAUCAUGUCAGUCUUUGCCAACAUUUUCAAUGCAUUCCCGGGUAUGGAGUGGUUAUCACUACCUGAAGAAGUACAAGUAUUCGGUGAAAUGAUGAAUUCGCAACUGGAUUUGAGAGUUGAAGCUGCAAAUCUUGAGAAAUUCGAGAAGAACUUUGAAAAAAGAGGUAGAAGAGUAACUUUCCCCUCACCGAUCAAAUUAGGUAAAAACCAGUUAGGUGAAGAAAGGGAAGAGAUUCAGGAUGUUCUCAUCGAAGAUUUCGAAAAUGCUUUACCACUAAAGUGGUUCUUGAGAAACGGUGGAGGGGAAUAUGAUGACAUGAUCGCUGGUAUUGGAUUAGACGCGUUUUUGGAAAUGCUGCUUCUGGACAACUGGACUCAUGGCGACCUGCAUCCCGGAAAUAUCAUGGUUCGAUUUUACAAGCCUACAACCACGGAUUACCUUGGCCCUCUGCUCAAUCGAUUCACUAAACAUUCUCAAACACCGGCCUCCGACACGCCACCUUCAGCCGAUACCACCAACCAGGAAUUGAUCGACUCGUUGGCUUCAAUAGCACAUGACCACGAUGCGUGGCAUGAAAGAUUAUCUGAACUCUACUCUGAAGGAUAUGAACCGCAAUUGAUAUUCAUCGAUGCCGGAUUAGUCACUUCAUUGGACGAUCAGAACAGAAGGAACUUCCUCGAUUUAUUCCAAUCUGUAGCUGAAUUCAACGGGUAUAAAGCUGGAAAAUUAAUGGUUGAAAGAUGUCGAACACCUGAGAAUGUCAUCGAUGAAGAAACGUUUGCUCUUAAAAUCCAACAUUUAGUAUUAUCAGUCAAAUCCAAGACGUUCUCUUUAGCGAAAAUCAAGAUAGCAGACAUCUUAACGGAUGUGCUGAAUGCUGUUAGACAGCAUCAUGUUAAAUUAGAAGGUGAUUUCGUUAACACUGUUUUAUCAAUCUUAUUAUUAGAAGGUAUUGGAAGACAAUUAGAUCCUGAUAUGGACCUAUUCAAAUCUGCUUUACCAAUUCUGAGACAAUUAGGUAGGCAGAUGGGUACUAAAGAAGCUUAUAAUUCAGUCCCCAAAGGUAACCUGUUAGCUAUGAUCAAAUUAUGGGUAUGGGUAGAAGCUAGACAAGUUGCAGGUGAAGCCUCUACUUUGGAUAAUUGGAUCAAAUAUGACCGACUCUUCCCUGCUAUUUAA
Kwoniella shivajii is the source of this 3552-nucleotide messenger RNA. RefSeq lists its product as uncharacterized. The transcript has 10 exons. NCBI's taxonomy places the organism in Eukaryota, Fungi, Basidiomycota, Tremellomycetes, Tremellales, Cryptococcaceae. The record is from RefSeq and is a predicted model, not a curated record. Gene Ontology annotation, cellular component: mitochondrion. Bases 1 to 3552 code for a protein of 1183 amino acids.